Messenger RNA from Pocillopora verrucosa, 2381 nucleotides. RefSeq lists its product as uncharacterized. The record is from RefSeq and is a predicted model, not a curated record. Lineage: Eukaryota; Metazoa; Cnidaria; Anthozoa; Scleractinia; Pocilloporidae.
UUUCGUGCAGAAAUUGUUGCUGGCAUUGAUAAGAAAUGUUUCCACUAAAUACGAAACAAUUUUCUGCUGCAUUCCUGGAUGUAAAGCGUAAUAGUCAAGGUUAUAACGAGGAGGUCAGUUCAGUCGACAGGGAUGCAACCAAGAAACUACUGCGGCCCUUCCAUAUUCCCCAAAUCGGGCCUUCUUCUAUUCCACAAUGUCAUCAUCUUGGGACCAUGAUGUGGAAUUUCAUGUGGAAUUGUGCGAGAAGAGAAUGUUAUCCACCCGCUCAUCAUUUGGAAUCAAGAGAAGACUCACGAAUGGAAUCGCGAAGAGCACCUGAACAAUCAUGUUCUUCAGUUCUUCCGGAAUUUGAAUUACAUCGCGUAACUUCAAAACAUAAAGCACGAGAAGCAAACGAGCGACAGAGUGCGGAAAAUAUUGAACUUUCAAGACUAGUUAAAACACAAUCUUUAAACAAGACCUCUUCUACAAGAAGUACUGAUUCUUCUCGAAACAAUGUUUGUUGUGUGGAAGCAGAACCACAAAACAGAGGUAUCCUCCAGCAAUUUAGCUGUGAAGAAGCAAAUGUUUCCAAUGAGACUUUUGUUAAUAGCAAAUUAAGUAAAUCGAUAAGAGCAUCCCACUGGGAUAGUGACAUGAAAUCUUCAGAGUCUGAACAUUGUAUUGUCUCAGAUUAUUUUGACAGAGAAUCAAAGUUAAGUCCAACUUGCAAUGUACUAAGUGAGUUGGAAACCAAGGUGGAUGUUAAUGGUAUAUAUGGCAGAGAAAGUUUGCAAAGCGAUUUAGUCUGUAAUGGCGAUUGGUGGCUAAACAGUGACAAUAUUUCAAACCUCAAGGAUUCGACUGCACCUCUCAUUCCUCAUGCAUAUAGCAUUGAGGAGGGUGAUUUUGUUGGCAAAAAGAAAUUUUUAGAGAGAUUGCUUGAGACAAAGCUGCAAAUAAAGCCUUUGACUCUGGUUAAGGAUGGCAUUUACAGCCAAAGGCCAGUUUCAAAUACUUUUACCCUAAAUCUGAACUUGGAGACAGUGAUGUCCGUUCUCUGCACUGAUGAGGAACAUUCAAAAAAUGCUGAACACAGUGAUAUUGAUCUAUGUGGGAAGAUUUCCAUUCUGUAUGGCAUCCAGGAUACAAUAGUGUCAGUGGUUGCUAGUGAGGUGGUAGGAAUGUAUGAUUAUAUCUCAGGAGCUGUGUAUGGAUUGAAGGGAUGCUGUCAUGAUGAAUCUGAAUAUCAGUUAAAGGACAAGAAGUACCCCCUUUCAUCAAGUGCAGUGAGUUUGGACCUUAAGGAAUUCAUAGUUCAUUUUCAACAAGAACUGACAAUGUCAUCUCACAACGUUGACAAUGACAAUGUGUUAAAGGAGCACUCUCCUGUUGCCUGGUUACUGAUCUCACCAGCUCUUGGAGUGACCCUUGACUGGCAAGUACAAGAGAAAGUCCUUGAAUUUAUAGAAACUUUGUCAUCAGAGGAAUUUGCUGACAAGCAAGCAUCUGACAGUUACAACGAAGGAUGUUUUUCAAGCCAGUGGUACAAUCUGUUGGUAGUUGUUGACCAAUAUCGUUGUUGUGAGAAGAAUAUUCCACUGAUUGAGGUAUUUGAGUUUUGCAGGAAUGGUGAAAUUAAUGUUGUAAACUUUGACUUAACUUAAACGAUUAGUUCAUGUGAAACAAGCCUGACUGAAGAAUGGAACAAUUGAAGUAUUGCUGGUAAUGCUGUGUUUUAAUACAUGUAUGUCAUCAUGUAAACUAUUGGUUAUAUUAAUCUGCAAGUUUUUGUUUUACAGUACAUUGUAUGAGCUCUCUCAUGUAGCAAAAGUUUAACAUUUGUUUGUAGCCACUCUUAUAUUUUUGCAAGAUUUUCAACUGGUAUAAAGAGAUUAAACUUCCUUCAGGAAGUGUUCAAAGAUGAACUUUAACCUUUAACCCCUAAGAUUGACUGACUUCUAAUUUCUCCUUACAGUAUCAACCUUGAUUCAAAUGUAAAGGUUAUCAGAAUGUAGGAAAUAAUCACCAAUUUAAGUAGUUCCUGAUUGUCAAACAAAUUCUCCUUGUCAGUACCAAAUGUAAGGGCAACAGUGUGGAGAAUAUUGACACUAGUUAGAAUGUACAGGGUAAGGAACUCGAGAUGAGAAUUAAGCUCUUUUAAUUUUUCUCAACUUGGCCAAUCAAUUACUCAGCUGAAAAAUUUUGAAGUGAAGGAGAAAAAAAAAAGGCGAGGUUACAGUUGUAUUUAUUAGUUCCAUAACAAGAAGUGCCAUUUGCCAAAUUUAAAGCAAGAUCAACAUUGUUAGGCACAGCUUAAGUAGACACCCCAAUAGAUUUCCAUUCAUCAAAUAGUUCCGGUUGCAACAUUAUGCAAUUUUUUUUGUUCGUAUUAAAAU